This is a messenger RNA of Entrophospora candida, 1374 nucleotides long. Lineage: Eukaryota; Fungi; Glomeromycota; Glomeromycetes; Entrophosporales; Entrophosporaceae. The record is from the annotation of a GenBank genome assembly.
AUGAAUGUCAUAUCAAUUAUCUCUGGUAUAUUAAAUUUAAAUUACGAUGAUGACCAUAAAAGCAAAUGUAAAUCGACAAAAUCAAAAUGCGUAAAAAACCCGGGUCAAGAAACAGUCAUUACAUAUUUGAAGAAUUCGAUACAAUUAGAAAAAUCGAACGAUUAUCAUUAUGGAUUAUACAAUAAAACAAAUUUCUGUCAUAUGCACAAUAAUUGUAAAUUCUUAUUGCCUUAUUAUCCACCUUUAGAUGAAUCAGGGAACAAUAAAUUUUUCUCAGCUUAUAUAAAAUUGGCUGGAUUGCUUGAUCGCACCUUGGUUUUACCUAAUGUCGGAAGAACAAGAAUCUCAUUAUGUCAAAAAUUACCAUUUGAUUUUUAUUAUGACAUCGAACAACUUCAACUUAACUAUCCAGAUGUAAAGUUCAUAACACAACACGAUUUUCAACAAUGGACAAAUACCAAACACGGUAAAGGUAAUGCGAAUAACAAAAAAGAAUAUAUCGAAUAUGACAAACCGUCAACUUCUCACUUUCACAUAACAAAUGGUGCCGACGAAACCUCGAUAAUAAAUUUAAAACCAUAUCAUGAGACUCUUAAUAAAGAUUGGUGUCUAAGUAAUUUUCGAUUAAAUUUAAAUUCGACAACUUCGUUCAAACAAAUCAGAGCUGGUUGGAAGACGUGGGAAUCGGAAGAAAGUCACAAUUCAUUUCAACGAUAUUUGAUUGAUAAUCUUUCACAAGAAAAUUCUUCCGACGUUUUAAUAAUUAGACAUGACACUAGGGAACAAUUGCUGCCAGGAAAUUUCAAAAAAUUACAAUAUUCAAAACAUAUCCUAAUCUCUGCAUCAACAAUAAUCAAAUCUAUAACACCUUAUAUCGCUGUACAUUGGCAUAUGGAUCAUCUUCAUGAAGCGGUUCUUCUACAAUGUACCAUGAAAAUGCUACACAGAAUUCAAAGAGCCGUGGAUAAAACUGGAUAUGAAAACAUUUAUUUGGCGACUAACUAUCCAUUUUAUGGUAAUGGCAGUUAUACCAGUUAUUCAUCGACGUGGAAAAACGUUUCCGAGAUACAUCAUACGGCAGCAAAUUUAAUCAAAUCUUCGGUACCAAUUAUAAAUUGGAAAUAUUUGAACGUGUUAAAAUAUUUGGAGGAUAUACUUGGAACCGAAGGUUUAGUCGAGAGUGGAGUAACUGAGAUAAUAGAUAAAUUGGUUUCUAUAAAUGCUGGUUGGUACAUUGGACUACCAAGAAGAUUAUGUGCGCUCCCACUGGACACAAGAAUCACACAAGUUGUAGCUGAAGAAAGACGCAUGUUAUUCAUUAACCAAGAAAUAAUAGAUGAAGAUGAAUUAACUGCAAAAUUUAAAAAUGAUUAG